AUGGGAAAACAAACAACGAAACAACUGAAAGCCUUGCUAAGAAAAGAGUCGCUUGCACGCAUGGAUGCUCUUCCACCGCAAAAGAAGCUAGCUGCGCCUGCAGCUAUUCUCGCUCGUCUACGCCAGCUUGCCGCUCAUAACGGUGGCCCAAGUAUAUGGAAAGAAGCUCAACGUGUCAGCUGCUUCAUCUCCAUGGACCACGAAUUAGACACGAAACCAAUCUUGCAAGCUUUAUUGAGCGAUGGCAAGGACGUCUUUGUCCCCAGAAUUAUCGACAAUCCAGCAUUCAAACUCGGUGGACUCGAUGAGACGGGCAGGUCACGCCGGAAACAAGUGAUGCAGAUGCUUCGGCUGCUAUCGGUUGAGGAAAUUGGUGCGUUUGAACGAUCAAACUAUGGCAUUCCGGAGCCACCACUCGAUCGCGAAGAGAUUUUCGAACAUGCAUCUGCAGAUCUGAUUAUAUGUCCGGGUGUCGUCUUCUCGAAAGAUGGACGGCGUGUUGGCUACGGGGGUGGCUUCUUUGACAUGUACAUUCGUCGAGUACGGGCAUUGAAUCCUCGGGUCACAGUGGUUGGUGUCGGUCACGAGUGCCAGCUGCUUCAGUCAGAUACUGAGGGCCAGCAGAUACCCGUGGAAGAGACAGACCAGAUGCUUGACAGUGUCUUAGCAGCAUAG
Messenger RNA from Protomyces lactucae-debilis, 675 nucleotides. RefSeq lists its product as uncharacterized. Gene Ontology annotation, biological process: tetrahydrofolate interconversion; folic acid-containing compound biosynthetic process. The record is from RefSeq and is a predicted model, not a curated record. The transcript has a single exon. The coding region runs from base 1 to 675 and encodes 224 amino acids. Lineage: Eukaryota; Fungi; Ascomycota; Taphrinomycetes; Taphrinales; Protomycetaceae. Gene Ontology annotation, molecular function: 5-formyltetrahydrofolate cyclo-ligase activity.